This is a messenger RNA of Coregonus sp. 'balchen', 1997 nucleotides long. The record is from the annotation of a GenBank genome assembly. Lineage: Eukaryota; Metazoa; Chordata; Actinopteri; Salmoniformes; Salmonidae.
AUGGAGCACUUAAUGCCAGGAUUUGACGUUCUGAUCUCACAAGUGAGCAAAACAGGCAGUUUUUACAUGACCACCUUUGCUCUUUUUCUUUACCACGUUGUGUUUGAUGAACACUUGAAAUGCACUUGUAAACAUGGUGUUAAACCAGAGGUCACUUAUAACCAGUGUCACAUCUACAUGGUGUUGCCAGCUCUGAUCUUGAUUCUCUUGACUCUCUGGAUGGAUGGACAGUUUCAACGUAUCUUGAGAAUGACAUGCAGAUGCAGAUGCAGAUGUAAUUUGUGGGGAAUACUGUUGGCAAUCCUCAUUAAGGCGGCUGCUAUAGGGUUGCUGUGGGUUGUGUCUGUACUCCUUGAUGGGGACUGGUACGUGUGCUAUCAAAGAGCAAUGCUUCCCUGCAAGAACAACACUGAUGACACACCCUACCAAGAGGAACUAGAAAAGCAACUCGAAACACAUUUCAAAAGGGAGUCCAUGGUGAGUACCUUUCAUUAUUUACUUGUUAUUGAUUAUUGAAAGUCUCCAGAUUAUUGAGGGGUGGAGACCAAAGUAUUGAGGGGGGGUGGAGACCAUAGUAUUGAGGGGGGGGGUGGAGACCAGAGUGUUGAGGGGGGGUGUAUCAUUGUAUUGAGGGGGCGACCAGAGUAUUGAGGGGGGGUGGAGGCCAGAGUAGUGAGGGGGCGAUCAGAGUAUUGAGGGGAGACCAGAGUAUUGGGGGGGUGGAUACGAGUAUUGUUUGGUAUCAAUAUUAAAUUACCUUUAACAUUUUGUUUCAGGUUUAUGGCUUGGUACUGGUUCUGGUUCUGCUUUUUGCAACUUCUAUUCUGACUGCAAUACCUUGGAGGGAUAUCUGUUCUAUUCUGACUGCAAUACCUUGGAGGGAUAUCUGUUCUAUUCUGACUGCAAUACCUUGGAGGGAUAUCUGUUCUAUUCUGACUGCAAUACCUUGGAGGGAUAUCUGUUCUAUUCUGACUGCAAUACCUUGGAGGGAUAUCUGUAGUAGAUGUUCAACGUGUACGUGCAGUAACUGUUUCAGGACGGACUGUAAAAUCAAACCAUAUCACAGGGCACUGUUUGAGGAGAAUAUUAGGGAACAGACAGAAAUUCUCAUUGAAAACGACUUCAAGACAACAGCUAAGGAGUGUGUAGUUCUUAAAAUCAGAGAACUACUACAGCCCCAUUCGACUGCAGCCCCUUCAGACACCACCACACAGGGAGGAGGCGGGGCAACCUCCACAACCACCACCACACAGGGAGGAUGCGGGGCAACCUCUUCAACCCCCACCACACAGGGAGGAGACGGGGCAACCUCUUCAACCCCCACCACACAGGGAGGAGACAGGGCAACCUCCACAACCCCCACCACACAGAGAGGAGGUGGGGCAACCUCCACAACCCCCACCACACAGGGAGGAGACGGGGCAACCUCCACAACCCCCACCACACAGGGAGGAGGCGGGGCAACCUCCACAACCCACACCACACAGGGAGGAGACAGGGCAACCUCUUCAACCCCCACCACACAGGGAGGAGACGGGGCAACCUCUUCAACCCCCACCACACAGGGAGGAGGCAGGGCAACCUCCACAACCCCCACCACACAGGGAGGAGACAGGGCAACCUCUUCAACCCCCACCACACAGGGAGGAGGUGGGGCAACCUCUUCAACCCACACCACACAGGGAGGAGGCGGGGCAAGCAGCAGCACCACCCGUCCUGAGGUGGAAGAUAGUAGGAGCAGCACCACCCGUCCUGAGGUGGAAGAUAGUAGCAGCACCACCCGUCCUGAGGUGGAAGAUAGUAGCAGCACCACCCGUCCUGAGGUGGAAGAUAGAGUGAUCACCUUUGACAACCUUGAUUUUGACAAGAUAUCUGAUCUACUUUCUGAUAUAAUCAGCUCUUUGUUCCCUGAACCUCCUCGAACCAGGGUCUAUAAUGAUGCCUCUAUCACUGAGAUGCAAUGCCUUAGACAGCUGUACCACUCAGUAGCCCAAUAG